AUGAAGCGCGUCCAUGAUGCGGCUUGCCUGUACUGCCAACACCCGGAGGACACUGCGAAACACACGAUCUUCAAUUGUCCUUACUGGGAUUCGCUUCGGCUACCAGUGAAGAUGUUUGUUGGUAACCGAAAUUUGACCCCGGGUGACGUUCAGAAUUUAUUGUGCGGCCCCUCUGAUGUCCCGUCCAGCGAGAACGGCUGGCUACAGGCUGCCUCCCAACGCACCACCCAGUCAUUUUACAAUAUGGUUGACAACAUUUUAAGCUGUAAGGAGUAUGAUGAAAUGAUAGCCGAGACCGAACGAAGAGCGAAUGCAUUGGCAGCCACUCCAAUUGACUGA
This is a messenger RNA of Melanaphis sacchari, 339 nucleotides long. RefSeq lists its product as uncharacterized. The record is from RefSeq and is a predicted model, not a curated record. Lineage: Eukaryota; Metazoa; Arthropoda; Insecta; Hemiptera; Aphididae. The coding region runs from base 1 to 339 and encodes 112 amino acids. The transcript has a single exon.